This is a messenger RNA of Solea solea (common sole), 3727 nucleotides long. RefSeq names its product LIM homeobox 9 (gene lhx9). Bases 247 to 1251 code for a protein of 334 amino acids. Gene Ontology annotation, cellular component: nucleus. The record is from RefSeq and is a predicted model, not a curated record. Lineage: Eukaryota; Metazoa; Chordata; Actinopteri; Pleuronectiformes; Soleidae. Gene Ontology annotation, biological process: regulation of transcription by RNA polymerase II; neuron differentiation. Gene Ontology annotation, molecular function: RNA polymerase II transcription regulatory region sequence-specific DNA binding; DNA-binding transcription factor activity, RNA polymerase II-specific. The transcript is spliced from 6 exons.
CCAAGUAGGAGAAGAAGUGUAAGCUCAGAAACGAGGAACAGCCCCCAUCUACCGGCAGCGUCUCCUCUCCUUUCCUCUCCUCUGCCUCCUCCUGCUCCUCCUCCUCCUCCUCCUCCUCCUCCUCCCUGCACAACAGUGCGCACAGUCCGGAGCCGCCGCCGCUGCUGCUGCUGCACCGGGAUCUGCAUCUCAGAGCCACUGUGGACGCGCAGUGAGCGCGCGGCGCAGCGCUGCAUUCUACAGUAUAUGGAAGUUGUGGGCUGCAAGACAGAGGCAGGCAGUUGCACGUUGCGUCCAGGACCGGGAGCCAUGCUUUUCCACGGGAUCUCCGGGGAUCACAUCCAAGGCAUCAUGGAGGAGAUGGAGAGACGCUCGAAGAGCGAGUCUCGCCUGGCGAAGGGACUGCAGCUCAACGGGAGGGAGUCGACGAUGCCUUCAAUGAGUCCGGAGAAACCGGCUCUGUGCGCCGGCUGUGGUGGGAAGAUCUCGGACAGAUAUUACCUGCUGGCCGUGGACAAACAGUGGCACCUGCGCUGCCUCAAAUGCUGUGAAUGUAAACUGGCGCUGGAGUCCGAGCUCACGUGUUUUGCCAAGGACGGAAGUAUCUACUGCAAAGAGGAUUAUUACAGAAGGUUCUCCGUGCAGAGGUGCGCGCGCUGCCACCUCGGGAUUUCGGCCUCGGAGAUGGUGAUGCGAGCGCGCGACUCCGUGUACCACCUGAGCUGCUUCACGUGCACCACCUGCAACAAGACGCUGACCACGGGGGACCACUUCGGCAUGAAGGACAGCCUCGUGUACUGUCGCCUCCACUUCGAGACGCUCGUGCAGGGACCGGAGUAUCAUCCCCAGCUCAACUUCGCCGAGCUCGCGGCCAAAGGCGGCGGCGGCCUCGCGCUGCCGUACUUCAACGGCACCGGCACCGCGCAGAAGGGAAGGCCGCGCAAGAGGAAGAGCCCGGCCAUGGGCAUAGACAUCCCGAGCUACAACACAGGCUGUAACGAGAACGACACGGAUCACCUGGACCGGGACCAGCAGUCGUACGCUCCGUCACAGAAGACCAAGCGCAUGCGGACCUCCUUCAAACACCAUCAGCUGCGGACAAUGAAAUCCUACUUUGCCAUCAACCACAACCCAGAUGCCAAGGACUUAAAGCAGCUGGCGCAGAAAACGGGCCUCACUAAGAGAGUUCUACAGGGAGAACAAAUCUUGGGGCAUUACAGCCAUACAUCCCGACGUUUGAAAAUUCCCUAAAGUAUUAAGAGAAGGGGAAAACUUUGAUGGGAAUUCAUCACCAUUGAAGACAAAGACAAUAUUAGGAUAAGACGAUAAUAGCCUAUUGAGAACAAAUAAGCAACCACGUUAAAAAAAAAAAAAAAAAAAACUGUUUCAGUUGACGAUUAUUGUCAUCUGAGCAAAAACAAUGAGUUUGUCCUAAAUGUUUGAGUCCAUCAACGGAGGAGAACCCACCAUGUGUGACCUUUAUAAUAUCAAUGUGAACUGUAUUUGGAAUGCACAAAAUUACAUUAAACAAAGUAUUGUAACGUAGUUUAAAAAAAAAAGAAAGAAAGAAAAGAAGAAGAAACAGCUCACAGAAAGAGACAGGAUGUGAUUAAAAGACAGCAGGCAUCCACAUGACAGGAGUGUGAAACAGUGACGUAUGGCUGUUUCUGAAAAUAACACACACACACACACACACACACACACGAAGAAAGAAAGAAAAAAAAAUCCCUACAUAUGUAAGCACAAUAUAUACAUAAACACACACACACACACACACGCUGCCCUCAUGCACCCGCCCAAGAAUGCGCUUGCUACAUAGAAGUUUUCUUUUGUCACGAGUGUCAUUUCAUGAACACACGGCCUCCUUGAAACUCGGCAGCAGGAUGUGAUGCCCAUCAUCACACGUGAGGAGUGUAUGAAGGAAGGGGACUGCAGAGCUGGAGCUUUGCCAUCUGGCUGAGACCGAGGGAAGGAAGUGGAGAGAGGAAAAAAAAAAAACACAACAACAACGAGAAAACAAAAAAAAAAACUAACUAACUAAACUAAACUAAACAAACAAACAAAGCAGAUAAACAAGAGGUUCUUAUUUUGCAUGCGCCUCAUCAUCUUUGUUAUUCACAUUUUACUUGAGAUGUGUAUCAUUUCCCUUUGAUUCACUGUAUGAUUCAUUGUCGGCUGCGAAAUAAAGCGUAUUAAAAUAAUGUUCCCUGAUGCAAGUAUACAGUACAGGAGUACCUCACUGUGGGGAAAAAACUAAAACAAAAAAACUAAUGUCCUUUUAAGGACACGGAAGUUAUUGUAGAGGAGUUUACAUGGACAUAUACAGUGUUUGACACAGUUAUCAGACCAUCACCCAAAGCCACAGCCGCCCUAAAUUAACAAUAUUGGUCAUUUUUUGAUGUUUCUGUAUGUUGAAGCUCUUUAACUGAAAAUGAUAUUUUUAAUGCUAAAGUAUAAUUAUUAUUCUUAUCCAUGAAUUUUCAAAUGUACUGUUUUGCAAAAAAAAAAAAAAUAGUUAGCACAUUAUUAUUUCUUGUUUAAUUCAUGUCAAAUAAUAGUUAUUUACUUUUAGUUUUAGUGGUUGAAUGUUAUGCUUGACUCAAAUUUGGGUAUGAAAAGGUGAAUUAUUUGCCAAAUAAAUAAGAAAUAACACAUUUUUUUUGAAAGAUCUUUUCGUCUUUAGGACAGGUGGUCUAAUAAAUGUGUUGAGCACUACCAUAUAAAUUUAAAAUCUUAGUUGUAAAAUGUCACCUAUUAACUGUGACGCAGGCGAGUACACAAUGGGUGCACAGUUUUUAAACAUAAUGUACAGUCUCAUUACUUAGUGUAUGUGCUAUGUGUAUGAUGUAAGGGUGGUAUGCUGUGGAAAGAGAAGAAAAAAAAAGCAAAGGAAAAAGAGAGGGGAUAGGGGGAGGAGGAGGAGGAGGAGGAGGGGGAGGAGGAGGGGAGUCUGAAGCCACAUGGGGACCAGUAAACAGGCUGGUGUUGAAUUCCAACAAUGUGGGAAACAGCAAACACUUCAGUCAGUCCAAGAGGAAACCUCAGUGGCUGCGGUGCCGUGGCACUGUGGCAGGCAGCAGGGCUGCGUUCCCCGGGUCUGAUGGCGGGCGGCUGUGACACCACACAGCUACAGGAAGCCGGGGCUGGAGAAGAAACACAAACAAACACAGCCAGCGCCGCUCACUUCUCUUCUGGAGCUGCCGGUGGAUUGGAAAUUCUGGACAUCAUCAUGGCCCUGGUGUUGACAGGAAUUUCAGGGGUUUACUGAUGGCGACUGGAAUGCAUCCCAUCACAACACUAGAGAAUGUGUUUCUUUUUGUAAGCAAAUGCCCGCUCAGCCAUUUUCCUCGCCAGUGGGAGUCAUUCGCCCCAUUCCAGGUAUUUCCAAAGUGAUAUUAAACCAAAUGAAGGAUGUGGAAAAUACAGAGAGCUGACGGCUGAUCCCCUGUGACUCUAUUGCAUGCAAGACUUUGAGCAUGAACGUGUAUCUCUGCAUGGUCAGUGAAUGACUGUGAGCGCCGAGUUCUUAUUCUGACUUUGCACUGAUUGUAGUACGUGGCCACGUCAUAUAAUAGGAAAAGCCACACUGCUCCCUUUGCUGUUUAAGGUCCAGUGUGUAGAAAUGAGUGCGUAUCUUUGUGCAGGUCUGUCUUGAAUAUGAGACCCCGUGUCUCAAUGGGAUAACUGUGUAAAUAAAGGUGAAAUAAUAAAAAAAUGAUUUGUGAAA